GUACCGUCUCGUAGGCACAGGCUUCGAUGUGCAGCUAUGGCAACCUGACGACCGUUCUGCCGCCACCGCUAACUACCCACGACCAUACCCAGGUGCCCUGGGCAGAGAAGAAGGAUGGAUUCGGGCUAUCUUAGACCCAGCCAUGCGUGCACACGGAAUACUGCAGAGCGGCAGUAUCACACUGCCUGAUGCGUACUACUCACCAGACGCCAACCACUGUUCGCUCAUAUGCGUGCAGCUGGGCGUGGGCCAUAAGGACGGCAAGAAACAG
Sphaeroforma arctica JP610 is the source of this 271-nucleotide messenger RNA. RefSeq lists its product as hypothetical. The annotation marks the transcript as partial. The transcript has a single exon. The record is from RefSeq and is a predicted model, not a curated record. Lineage: Eukaryota; Ichthyosporea; Ichthyophonida.